Molecule: messenger RNA, 2478 nt
Organism: Aspergillus terreus NIH2624
Lineage: Eukaryota; Fungi; Ascomycota; Eurotiomycetes; Eurotiales; Aspergillaceae
Product: lysophospholipid acyltransferase family protein
Exons: 6
Coding region: 1-2478 (825 amino acids)
Cellular component (GO): mitochondrial membrane
Source: RefSeq, a predicted model, not a curated record
AUGCCGCCGAAAAAAGCUCCCGUUGAGCAGUCCGCUCCCGAUCUGGAGAUCGUGGGCGAUCAGCUCACAAUCCACCCCAGUGGCUUCACCGGAGGCCCCGAGCCGCAGGACGACCAGAUCAUGGAGCGGAACCUGGUGCACCAUAUGGCUCGCUUUCGCGAGAACCCGUUCGAAUUCCUACGAGAAGUGAGCGCCCAUAUGCAGGGAACGGGAUGGCGCGCCUAUGACAAUGUGAUCGGACAGCCAAUAUUCUACUCGGGCUUUACGGAGCGCAUGAAGUCGUCCAUCGUUGACAGCCCGCUACUUCAAUCCAAAGUGCACGAGUUGGCAGAGGCACGAUUGGUCGUCGAAGAGAAAGAAGGCCUCUUGGAUCCGCUCCGGCGGGACGCGCGUCGAAAUGAGCUCCGAAAUAAUCUGAUGGUGGUGGUCGACAGCAUGUUGGACAAUAUGAUCUGCAAAAUGGAGAGCAAACGAUUCAUUCGGGGCGCGUAUUAUCUGUGCACCCAGCUUCUUACCCGCGCGUACCAUCAAGGCAUUCAUGUGUCGAGUGAAGAAGUCCUGCGUUUGAAGCGUGUUGCCGAGGACGCAGCAAAGAAGAAACAGUCGAUCGUUUUUCUCCCUUGCCACAAGUCACACGUCGAUUAUGUUUCACUACAAAUUAUAUGUUAUCGUCUUGGAAUUGGUCUGCCAGUGGUGGUGGCUGGCGACAACCUAAACAUCCCCCUCCUUGGUCCUUUCUUGCAGCACGCCGGUGCCAUGUGGAUUAGGAGAAGCUUUGGCAAUGAUCCUCUCUACAACACGGUCGUCCAGGCGUAUGUCGACACAUUGCUCCAACAAGGCUUUAACUUCGAAUGUUUCAUUGAAGGUGGACGGUCCAGAACCGGAAAGCUGCUGGGUCCGAAAUAUGGUAUCCUCCGGUUCAUCGUCGACAGCCUAUUGUCUGGUCGCGUUGAAGAUACCAUCAUAUGCCCAGUCAGCACUCAAUACGACAAAGUCAUUGAGACUGACUCCUAUGCCAGUGAACUUCUCGGUACCCCCAAACGGAAGGAAAAUCUAGCCGAUCUGCUCUCAUCUUCCUCGGUCCUAUCCCUGAAACUGGGCCGCGUUGAUGUUCGGUUCCACGAGCCAUGGAGCUUGAGAGAAUUCAUCAACCAGCAAUUAACGCGUCUUUCGGUCGAGAUCAACCCUAACGGAGCUCAGAAUCUGACUUAUGAGCAACGAGGCCGACUCUUGAGAUCUCUGGGUUACCGGGUGCUGUCGGAUAUCAAUAACGUGGCGGUGAUGAUGCCUACCGCUUUGGUUGGAACUGUGCUGCUGACUCUUCGCGGCCGUGGGGUGGGCAAGGCUGAGUUGGUCCGUCGUGUCGAGUGGCUCUGUGACAGAGUUCGAGCGAAAGGAGGGCGCGUCGCGCACUUCUAUAGAUAUCCCACGGAGGUAGUUGUUGAUCGUGCCCUCGAUGUUCUUGGGCCCCAACUGGUGGGUAUGAUUGCUGGACUUGUCGAGCCGACCUAUUACGCAGUGGAUCGCUUUUUGCUCUCAUUCUAUCGCAACAUGACCAUUCAUUUGUUCGUUACGGAAGCAUUGGUGUCUGCAGCUAUGUAUACCAAGAUCAAACAGGGCGGAGGGCCCACAAACCAAAGAAUCUCCUAUGAGGAGCUGCAUUCUCAGGUUCUCUUCCUGUCUCGGCUCUUCCGUGGCGAGUUUAUCUUCCCUCCUGAAGGUCUGGAAACAAAUCUGGACAACACCAUCAGGGGCCUGGAGGAAGACGACGUGAUCGCUGUCACAAGAGACAGUGAUGGCAAACCCGAAUUCGUCGAGUUGAGCCAAGCAGAGCGUCAAUGUGGAAGAGAAAAUUACGACUUCUACUGCUUCCUGAUUUGGCCCUUUAUCGAAGCCUCGUGGCUUGGCACCGUGUCGCUCCUGGGCCUCACUCCCCCACGAGAUGGACCCCAGGAUGUUUGGAUCGAUAUGAAGAAGGCGGAGAACAACGCGCAGCUCGUAAGUCUUCCCACAACAUUCCCGCACGGCCGCAUCCCUGACUCAUAUAUCCAGCUUGGGAAAACCCUCUAUCACCAAGGCGAUCUCUCUUAUUUUGAAGCUGUGAAUAAGGAGGCUUUGAAAAAUUCGUACCAACGCUUCGUCGAAGAGGGAAUCAUUGUUGUUGCUAAGGAUAAGGGAUCCGGAUCUUCUACCUUAAUGAAACUGGCGCCUGAAUGGACUCCGGAGCGCGAUCCAGACACGGACAAGCUUCUGCCUCAUGGCCGUCUUUGGGACUUUACAGAACGCAUAGCUCAGUGCCGGCGUGAAGGAAAAAAUCGCCGUGAUGGAGCCACGGUCUCUUCGCGUGUGCUCACACUGUCCGACAAGGUCGGCCGCACGUUGUUCGCAAGUGCCGCCAGACCGGAAUCGCCCGAUGAUGCCGACAUUUUGAGUCGGGAGAGGCGCAGACAGGAAAUCACUGCGACACCCAAGCUUUGA